Messenger RNA from Piliocolobus tephrosceles (Ugandan red Colobus), 461 nucleotides. It is a transcript of the gene SLC51B, whose product is annotated as SLC51 subunit beta. NCBI's taxonomy places the organism in Eukaryota, Metazoa, Chordata, Mammalia, Primates, Cercopithecidae. The record is from RefSeq and is a predicted model, not a curated record. Bases 32 to 424 code for a protein of 130 amino acids. Gene Ontology annotation, biological process: bile acid and bile salt transport. Gene Ontology annotation, cellular component: protein-containing complex; plasma membrane. The transcript is spliced from 3 exons. Gene Ontology annotation, molecular function: transmembrane transporter activity; protein heterodimerization activity.
GCCAGCGGUACACACCACCAGGAGCAGGGGCAUGGAGCACAGUGAGGGGGCUCCCGGAGACCCAGCUGGUACUGUGGUGCCCCAAGAGCUGCUGGAAGAGAUGCUUUGGUUUUUUCGUGUGGAAAAUGCAUCUCCCUGGAAUUACUCCAUCCUUGCCCUGGCGGCUGUGGUGGUCAUGAUAAGCAUGUUCCUCCUGGGAAGGAGCAUCCAGGCAAGCAGAAAACAAAAGAUGCAACCACCAGAAAAAGAAAAUCCAGAAGUCCUGCAUUUGGAUGAGGCCAGAACCAAGGAUCACAACAGCCUAAACAACCUAAGAGAGACUUUGCUCUCAGAAAAGCCAAAUUCGGCCCAGGUGGAACUUGAGUUAAAAAAGAGAGAUGUGCUGUCAGUUUUCCUUCCAGAUAUACCAGAAACUGAGAGCUAGUGAGGGUUCAGAGAAGUCCCACUCUAAGCCAGCCACA